Molecule: messenger RNA, 1401 nt
Organism: Branchiostoma belcheri (Belcher's lancelet)
Lineage: Eukaryota; Metazoa; Chordata; Leptocardii; Amphioxiformes; Branchiostomatidae
Product: neuropeptide S receptor-like
Exons: 10
Coding region: 1-1401 (466 amino acids)
Biological process (GO): G protein-coupled receptor signaling pathway
Cellular component (GO): membrane
Molecular function (GO): vasopressin receptor activity; neuropeptide receptor activity
Source: RefSeq, a predicted model, not a curated record
AUGACCAAAGGUGGAGACAACUCUACGUCCGGGGCUCGCACAGAAAAGUUUGGAGCCCUGCCGACGCUGAACAUUUCCCUAGAAAACGUGACAGACCUUCUGUUCAACAGUACCAACAGUACAUCUACUGAGGAACCAAAGGGAGGAACAAUAUACUCAACCCACCAGACAGAACAACUGGUGACGUUAUGGGUCCUGUUUGCCUUUAUUGUUGUGGGGAACAGCCUGGUUCUACUGGUCAUGUGGAUGGAGAGACACAAGAAAACUCGCAUGAACUUCUUCAUUAUGAACCUGGCUCUCGCCGAUCUUGGAGCAGGACUCUUCAAUGUGCUGCCUGACAUAGUACACAGAUUAACUGUUGAGUGGAUUGCAGGAGACUUUAUGUGCAAGCUCAUAAAAUACAUACAGGGUGGAGUUCUGUACGGGUCUACGUAUGUACUGGUGGCACUGAGUGUGGAUCGCUAUGAUGCUAUCAUUCAUCCCAUGCGCUUUGCACAUGACCGUAAGUCGAAGGCGAUGAUUUGUGUGGCCUGGGGCCUGGCUGCCUUAUUCUCCAUCCCCAGUCCGGUCAUUUUCGCCCUGAGAAUGCUGCCCAACGGUGAGUGGCAGUGCUGGGCAGAGUGGCCGGAGGACUGGUACUGGACACCCUACAUGACCAUCGUUACUACACUGGUCUUCUUUAUUCCACUGGUCAUCAUCAGUACCUGCUACAUCUUCAUUGUGGUGAAGAUCUGGAGACGCAGCAAAGAGCUGGUCCAGGAGCGCAAGUUUAUCGGAGAAAAGUGCAUCCCCAUGACCCCGCGAACUUUCACCCAGUCCAACAACAAAGGGUCGCCAGAUGACCAGGCUGAUGAUGACAGCAGUCCUGUCAAGAAGAGAGGCUGUGUCGGGAGUCUGCGAGUUUUGUUACUAGGACCAAAAGGGAAGAAGAUCAUGAGACAGCCAAGUUCCCAAGGAAUCAUCCCCAAGGCCAAGAUCAAGACCAUCAAGUUAUCGCUGGCCAUCAUAACAGCCUUUAUUGCCUGCUGGAGCCCGUACUUUGUGUUUGACAUGAUCACCAACUUCAGCGACCUGCCUGAGUCGGAGACUAAGAAGCGAGCAUCUCUGAUUAUCCAGAACCUCCCUGCUCUGAACAGCGCCAUCAACCCUAUCAUCUACGGGUUCUUCAGCACCAAGAACUGUGGCAAGUUCAGGAGAAUAAAGUGGGUGGACUGGGUGGCUGUGAAGGUGUUUCACUGUGAGGAGUUGGAGAAGAAGGGACCGGGCGGGGUCAUGCCUCCCAGACGACGUACCUUCCAGUCUACCCUACAGGAGACCGUACUCGGACCACAGACCACCAACUCAUCCAUAUCACGUGACGCUCCCUCAAACCCCGGCAGACGACAUGCGCUCAACAACUAG